AUGUCUCAAAAAAAGUCAGCUAUUCUCUCUGUCUACGACAAGACCGGUCUUCUUGACCUGGCAAAGGGCCUCGCCAAGCACAAUGUCCGCCUGCUCGCCUCCGGUGGUACCGCGAGGAUGAUUCGGGAGGCGGGAUUCCCAGUUGAAGAUGUUUCAGCUAUCACCCACGCGCCUGAGAUGCUCGGUGGUCGUGUGAAGACCCUCCACCCUGCCGUCCACGGCGGUAUUCUUGCCCGUGAUAUUGAGUCCGACGAGAAAGAUCUGGCCGACCAGAACAUCGCCAAGGUCGACUUCGUUGUCUGCAACCUGUACCCCUUCAAGGAGACCGUUAACAAGGUCAACGUCACCAUCGAAGAAGCUGUGGAGGAGAUUGAUAUCGGCGGUGUGACUCUGCUCCGUGCUGCCGCUAAGAACCACUCACGCGUUACCAUUCUCUCAGAUCCCCAGGAUUACCCUGAGUUCCUUAAAGAGCUCGAGGCUGGUGAGAUUACUGAGACCAGCCGCCGAUCCUAUGCCCUCAAGGCUUUCGAACACACUGCGGACUACGAUACCGCCAUCUCUGGCUUCUUCCGCAAGCAAUAUGCUGGUAACGGCGAGCAGCACCUCUCUCUCCGCUACGGAACCAACCCUCACCAGAAGCCUGCCUCUGCUUGCAUGCCUCAGGGCAAGCUACCUUUCAAGGCUCUCAACGGCUCCCCUGGAUACGUCAACCUUCUGGAUGCUCUCAACGCGUGGGCUCUUGUCAAGGAGCUCAAGCAGGCUCUCGGACUGCCGGCUGCUGCCAGUUUCAAGCACGUCUCCCCGGCUGGCGCCGCUGUAGGUGUCCCCCUUAACGAGAAGGAGCGCAAGGUCUACAUGGUCGACGAUAUUGCUGGUAUUGAGUCCUCCGGCUUGGCCCAGGCUUAUGCUCGUGCUCGCGGUGCCGACCGCAUGUCCAGCUUUGGCGAUGUCCUCGCUCUCAGCGACGUUGUUGACGUUACCACCGCUAAGAUCAUCUCCCGCGAGGUCUCUGACGGUGUCGUUGCCCCAGGGUAUGAGAAGGAGGCCCUCGAGAUUCUGUCCAAGAAGAAGGGUGGCAAGUACCUUGUCCUUCAGAUGGACGACUCCUACGUUCCUGCUGGCGAGGAAAGCCGUACCGUCUACGGUGUUCAACUUAACCAGCACCGCAACGAUAUUACCAUUUCUCCCUCCAAGACCUUCAACAACAUCAUCGUUCCCAAGGAUCUCAAGUCUCUUCCCGAGUCCGCUCUGAGAGAUCUUACCGUUGCCACCAUUGCCCUCAAAUACACCCAGUCAAACUCGGUCUGCUACGCCCUGAACGGUCAGGUUGUCGGUCUGGGCGCUGGUCAGCAGAGCCGUAUCCACUGCACACGUCUUGCUGGUGACAAGACUGACAACUGGUGGAUGCGUUUCCACGAGCGUGUCCUGAACAUCAAGUGGAAGGCCGGCACCAAGCGUGCUGACAAGAGCAACGCCAUUGACCUGCUGUGCUCAGGCCAGACCCCUCGUAACGAGAUCGAGCAGGCCGAGUACGAGCGCGUUUUUGAGGAGGUCCCCGCGUCAUUCACACAGGAAGAGCGCGAAUCCUGGCUCAAGGAGCUGGGCGAGGUUACCGUCUCCUCGGACGCUUUCUUCCCCUUCAUCGACAACGUUUUCCGCGCCGCCCGCUCUGGUGUCAAGUACAUUGCUGCUCCCAGCGGUAGCCAGAACGACACUCCCGUCUUCGAGACCGCGGAGAAGCUCGGCAUGAUCUUCGUCGAGCAGGGCACUCGUCUCUUCCACCACUAG
Aspergillus mulundensis is the source of this 1788-nucleotide messenger RNA. RefSeq names its product phosphoribosylaminoimidazolecarboxamide formyltransferase/IMP cyclohydrolase. Gene Ontology annotation, biological process: 'de novo' IMP biosynthetic process. NCBI's taxonomy places the organism in Eukaryota, Fungi, Ascomycota, Eurotiomycetes, Eurotiales, Aspergillaceae. Gene Ontology annotation, molecular function: IMP cyclohydrolase activity; phosphoribosylaminoimidazolecarboxamide formyltransferase activity. The transcript is spliced from 4 exons. The record is from RefSeq and is a predicted model, not a curated record. Gene Ontology annotation, cellular component: cytosol. The coding region runs from base 1 to 1788 and encodes 595 amino acids.